AUGGUGCAAGGGACUCCCUUCCUGCUGGUGCUCAACCUGGCGCUGGUGGCUCCCAGCCUGUCUGCAAGCAAGUGCGUGCUGACUGGGGACUGGACAAAUGACCUGGGCUCCCACAUGACCAUCGGGGCUGUGAAUGAAAACGGUGACUUCAGAGGCACAUACAAAACAGCUGUGAGUGGCAACAUGACCGAUGUCCCGCCGUCACCGCUGCUGGGGUCUCAGCACAUCGUCGAGGAGAUGUGCCAGCCCACCUUCGGCUUCACCGUCCAUUGGAAGAAUACAGACACCAUCAGCGUCUUCACGGGCCAAUGCUUCGUGGACAAGGACGGAAAGGAGGUUCUGAAGACCAUGUGGCUCUGGCGGGCACGCGCAAACAGCAUCCAGAAUGACUGGAAAGCCACCGUGUGA
Molecule: messenger RNA, 408 nt
Organism: Opisthocomus hoazin
Lineage: Eukaryota; Metazoa; Chordata; Aves; Opisthocomiformes; Opisthocomidae
Source: RefSeq, a predicted model, not a curated record